Molecule: messenger RNA, 4476 nt
Organism: Gadus morhua (Atlantic cod)
Lineage: Eukaryota; Metazoa; Chordata; Actinopteri; Gadiformes; Gadidae
Exons: 5
Coding region: 1278-2567 (429 amino acids)
Source: RefSeq, a predicted model, not a curated record
UGUGUGUGUGUGUGUGUGUGUAUGUGUGUGUGUGUGUGUGUGUGUGUGUGUGUGUGUGUGUGUGUGUGUGUGGGGUGUGCUAGGGAUAUGCGUAGUCGAAUCGGCUGAACUGUAGGGGUGUUAACAGGAAGAUCACCGUGUUGUUGGAAGGAUAGCUGUGUGUGUGUGUGUGUGUGUGUGUGUGUGUGUGUGUGUGUGUGUGUGUGUGUGUGUGUGUGUAUGUAUAUGUGUGUGUGUGUGUGUGUGUGUGGGGUGUGCUAGGGAUAUGCGUAGUCGAAUCGGCUGAACUGUAGGGGUGUUAACAGGAAGAUCACCGUGUUGUUGGAAGGAUAGCUGUGUGUGUGUGUGUGUGUGUGUGUGUGUGUGUGUGUGUGUGUGUGUGUGUGUGUGUGUGUGUGUGUGUGUGUGUGUGUGUGUGUGUGUGUGUGAGAGAGUGUGUCAACAGAUGUUUCAUGGGCUAUGAUUCUAUUAACAAUAUGUGGACAGCAGUAGUAUUAUAUGAUACAAUUCUUAUAACAGAUGUGUUUGUACAUAGUGUAGGAUAAAAGUGUAAUUCAAUGCCUUUGAACAAUGAGGGGUUGUAUAAUUCGGUGCCUUAAUGUCUGUGGAGAAGCAACGCCUCUAUUGUUACACAUAUGUCUGACGACCAUGGCACCCCCCGGCUCCAUGUUGAUUAUGGGGGAGCUGUCUAUGGAAGACACAGGCUGUUUGAUGGCUCCCUGGUACUAUACAGAGUGAUUUGAUGUGUGUGUGUGUGUGUGUGUGUGUGUGUGUGUGUGUGUGUGUGUGUGUGUGUGUGUGUGUGUGUGUGUGUGUGUGUGUGUGUGUGUGUGUGUGUGUGUGUGUGUGUGAGAGACGUAAUAAUGUGCUUUUUAUAUUCUAUCCCACUAUAUUACGAAAACCGACUUUGGUUCACAUUGACAAUAUAUUAGGUGAUAUCAUGAUACUAUUAAGAUAGUUUAGUAAUUUUUCAUCCGUAUUUGGAUCAACUUUAUUUUACCAUUAGUAUAAGGUCUGUCUAUGAUGCGUUGAGUGGGCGUAGGCCUGUAGGACCUACGUGUGCGUGGGUCCAGUACCUAUUGGACAGGCGUCUAUGACGUCGGGGGCUUAGGUGCGAAUGAUGUAGAUAGGGCGUCUUUCAGGCAUAAAUAUACGGGGUCCCGUGAUACGGGAGCGUACGACCUCCGACCCAGACGUUAGCCACACUAUUCUAAGUUAGUAAACGCGUCGCAGCAGCUGGAAGAAAAAAAAAAAACAUCGAUCCGUCCUGCACAACUAUGCCGACUGACUCGAAUUGCGGUGCCGGAGGCGAGAGCGUGAAACAGCAGCAGGGUCCACGUGGAAAUUUGCAGGAUAUUCGGCUCAACAGACCGAUUCUAGCAGACCAGACUAAUGUGCUGACAAGCGGUAGUUUUGUACCUAUCGAGGCCAAUGUCAUUCAGCGCCCCUCCGGAACAAAUCGACUGGCCAAGAAGAAGAAUUUGAAAAGAUCGGCGGGAAUAGGCGGGGCUAUACCCUGCUCACCGCAGGCCAUAGAACAGCUACAAAUUCCUUAUAAAAAGGCCCGCAAGGACGCCACCCACGGCGGUCUAGCUCCGGAGAAUUUUACCCAUGUUAUUCAGGCCGUUAUAAAUCCGCAAAUCGCGCCACAUGGAGCGGCAUGGACUGAUUCCAACCACCAAGUGAUUGCGGACGUGGAGGUGCGUGUGUCGGCGGCGCCUACAGAGACAGUCGCCGUGCAACCGGAUGGGACUAUACAACACGUCUAUGGAGAUCCCCAGUGUGCGCCACCAGCAGGGCUGACCGUCAAUGAUUGGCCUGGUCUUGACGACAUCCUGGACGCGUCCUGGAAUUCAUCGCUGCUGGAACAUAGCGACUUCACUCCAGCUCUGUGGGUCGACUCUCCAGCUACAUCCGUAGAGGCUACCACCAGUGCAGAGCCUGUACAACACCACCAGCCUGCAGGCCCUGCAUCUGGAUCCCUACACGCCAUUCAAGCCCCUAUCUGCGACUCUCCGUGUAUCGUGAGUCCCAUCGCUCAUGAGGUAGCGGUGCUGCGGCUACCAGCCGGUCCCGCAAUUGCUGAUGGUGAAUACUGGGCUGUGCCGCAAGAUGCUAAAUGGCGUAAAGAAUUUGCUGAUAAAUUAGCCGUGUUAACUGCAACGGUGGCUGUAAACUCCUCAGCCAUUGAUCGUCAGAUUAAACGUGGUGACAGUAGAUAUCAGGCUCUCGAAGAGCAGACGAAGCAGUCCUUCAGCGCUAUCAGGCUCGAAAAUGCGCGUGAUCGGAUGAUUGCUAAAUCCCCAAACACUGAAACCAGUAAUGGACUUGCAAUUGUGGACCUUCAACGUAAGCAUUUUGCGGCCGCGGUAGCUGUGCGAGGCAACACGCAGGGCAUAGCGAAAAUUAGCUCAGUAGAGGCGUUAAGAGCUUCUAAAACCGCUCGAAAAUUAUGGUUAAUGGAAUCUACUUGCAAAGCUAACCUGGAUGCCUAUAGGGCAUUGUGUACCGAGAUGUCUGUGAUGAGUGACACAGUAGCAAAGCUCUCGUUGAAUGCUAUUAUUUGAUUUGUGUUUUUGUUUUUUUCUUUUAUCUUGUGGAGAGGGUAUUUUUUUUUGUUUUAAACUGCAUGUAAUAAAACUUUUUUUUCAUUUAAUACCUGACUAAUUAACGUUUUUUUUUUUUUUAAAUAUAAUUUUUAUAUAUAUAUAUAUAUAUUUUAUUUUAUUUUCUAUCGGCAUUAAAAAAAAAAAACUAUAGCCGUACACCAUGCAUAACGCCAUUAGCCCUAGAAAAAGGAAAUUCAAAUCUAUAGACGGUAAUCCCAAGAGACGGCGUAGAUCUGAUAGUGGGGGUAGCAUUAUGGAUUUAGAACUUGAAGAGAUGACAAUGCGGUAUGACGCAACCGGCGAUACGUCUCAUUUGUCGGGCAUAGGCCAUGUGGUGGGUGGGGGCAUGUAUGCAGAAGGUUGUUUAGACAGGCGGGAAAUAUGUGUUGGCGUAGAUAGAACUAGACGGGUGUUAAUUGCAGCUGAUGCACGGGGUCGUAGCAUGGCUAAUGCUCUAUAUCAGGCAGCACAGAUAAAUGUUUCGAACGAACCAUGUCUAGAUGACGUGGUGGGGCUAGAGGCACCAGGAGAUUUAGACACAAGGGGUGUGUUGUAUUCGGGGGGAAACACACGAGAUGUACUUAACGCUGUCGGGGGGCGGUUGGAUAGUGCACAAGAGAGUCUAUACAUAUCCACACAGAUCGAUGUAUUGCAGGGGUCGCAACGUGAUGAAGGGGUUGGCGCGGGUUUUCAGGACCCCCCGGCCGCGGCAGGGGUCCCUAUAGAGUCGAGGGGUGUGGUGUAUGUGGGGUCAAACACGCAAGAUGUACUUAACGCUGUCCGGGGAUGGUUGGAUAGUGCACAAGAGAGUCUAUACAUAUCCACACAGAUCGAUGUAUUGCAUGGGUCGCAACGUGAUGAAGGGAUUGGCGAGGGUUUUCAGGACCCCCCGGCUGUGGCAGGGGUCCCUAUAGAGUCGAAUAUACAGGUCGGUGGUGGUGGCGGUGGUGGUGGCGUGGGGGGUGGCGGUGGUGGCGGUGAUGGCGAUGCUGUUGUUGACGAUGAUGGCGAUGCUGUUGUUGACGAUGAUGACAGUGGUGACGGUAGCGGUGUGGGGGAUGGAGGUGCUGGUGAUGGUGCUGCUUAUGAUGGUACACAGGUGUCUGCUGUAACGGGGGAAGAUAAUGGCGAGUUGCAUACCAGAUUAUUUCCCCGGUUUAACGGCUUUGAGGUUAGACAGUCCAUUGACCUGAGAAGUAUAUCCCUUGCAAAUUUACAGGAGGUCCCUGAUUUGAUCAGGGAGAGACUGUCAGAUGCCAUAACAAGCUGCUCGCAAAGUGCAGCCGAUGGUAGUGUCUUAAACGUGGUGCUGAGAGGUCCUUCAUUGGCCUCUGAUGUACAGGCUGUGCUCGUAACGGGUGACGAUUACAAUGAGGAUUUGUUUAUGGAGCAUAUUAGCCAAGUCAUACAGAGCAACGACACAGGUCUGACGGAUGAUGUGCUAGAGCUGGUGGUCACAGGGGUCCACAACAAACGGGGUGGGGCACGUUUGAAGUUAAAAAACAUUCCCUAUGAUGAAAUCAUACACAAGAAGAAGCUAAGUCUCUACACCCCGAGUAAUACUCAUAACAAUUUGUGUUUCUCACUAUGCAUGACACAUUUUCUGCAUGAAGGGGUAACCGGGGGUGACACAGCGUCCGAAGAGACUAAUUUGGAGGCGGCUCGCAAAUUACACAGUGAUCUGGGGUUUGACCCGGAUCACUCUGUGGGUUUCUCGGAUGUUUCCAAAUUUGAGAGACAUCUAGAUGUUAAAAUCCUGAUAUUUCAUCAUAAUGACACAUUCAGGAAGCUGGAGAUGUUCCAGACACAUACAGCCCAGCAUCCUAAAACAGUAUGGCUGUACCUCCAUGAUAGCCACUAUCAUUGC